AUGUCAUUCAGCAGCAACAUGAAUAUCCCAAGUCACAACAAGAGUUACAAUGGCAACAUGUUCACCAAUAACAGUUACCUCAACUCGUCAGCUAUGAAUUCAGGUGUCCCCAUGCCUGGAAACUCGGCACAUCCAGGAUUGCAAUAUUUGCACGCGUUUCAGCAACCACAACAGCCAACGUCGCUACAUCCACAACAAACAACCCAAGAUUACUACACUGUGUCAUCGACAAAUAAUACGCUUUCUUCUGGCUCGGCAUCAUCAACAGCACCAACAUCUAUCAACGACAUGCCAUUGUCUGUGCAGCAGCAGCUGCAGCAGCUGCAACAACAACAACAGCAGCUGGUGUCUAAUCCUGGAGUAGUGAAGACAAUCAUGCCACAAAUGAUUUCCGGUACUGGUGCUUCAUCAAACCCACCUAUGCCACUCGAUCCAGCAGUUACCACCAAAUUUACCAACAACGAUAUACAAGUCCUACGUCAAUUGCUCAUAGCAGGUGAGAAAUUUAAGUGGAAACAAAUUACUAAAGAGAUAAACACAUCGACAAACCAUACACAACACGUCAUGGCGGCAAUGAACAAGAAUCUGCAACAUUUGCUGCAACUACAACAAAAUUCAAUUGCAUCUCACCACCUUCAACACCAGCAUCAACAACUGUACCACCACCACCACCAACAACAACGACAACAACAACAACAACAACAAAUGCAUCAGCAGCAAUUACUGUAUGAAUACCAACAGCAACAGCAACAACCACAACUUCAGAAUAGCAACAGCAUGCACAAGUCCAAUUCGAUGCAUCUGCCUUACAUGCCGAGCUCAGCACCCACCAAUUCAAUCCGACCCCAUCAGACCCUAAAUAUGCCACCUAAUCAUGCAACACCAGCUUCAAUAUCGCCCCACUCAAAUUCUCACUCACAUACACACCUUCCACCGCCUCCUCCAAACCCAGUUCCUUUGAAAAAUGUAAGUCCUACUUUUGUAAUGAAACAGUACCAGCAAUUACUUGGACUACCUAGUAAUAUGGUUUAUUUUGGAACUUUGGGCUCUAGUUUGCCAUAUGUCAUUGCUGCUAAUGGAUGGAGCGAUAUCGACCAAGAAGCUUAUAAUUAUCCGUUUAACUUGGAUGAUGAUGAGUAA
Messenger RNA from Lodderomyces margitis, 1140 nucleotides. RefSeq lists its product as uncharacterized. The coding region runs from base 1 to 1140 and encodes 379 amino acids. The record is from RefSeq and is a predicted model, not a curated record. Lineage: Eukaryota; Fungi; Ascomycota; Pichiomycetes; Serinales; Debaryomycetaceae. The transcript has a single exon.